This is a messenger RNA of Trichoderma atroviride IMI 206040, 780 nucleotides long. RefSeq lists its product as uncharacterized. Gene Ontology annotation, biological process: regulation of transcription by RNA polymerase II. Gene Ontology annotation, molecular function: DNA-binding transcription factor activity, RNA polymerase II-specific; RNA polymerase II cis-regulatory region sequence-specific DNA binding. NCBI's taxonomy places the organism in Eukaryota, Fungi, Ascomycota, Sordariomycetes, Hypocreales, Hypocreaceae. The record is from RefSeq and is a predicted model, not a curated record. Gene Ontology annotation, cellular component: nucleus.
UCAUCAUCAGAUCUUCUCAGCAUGAACCGCCUUCAGACCUCUUCUGCUGCCUAUGCAGAUGCCACCUACGCCACGACAGCCUCUCCCGUCCACGGCCACUUUGCACCUCAUUCAGCUUCUGCAUACGACACCAUGGGCUAUGCCCCGGCCCAUGUACGACCUGCAUUUGGUGCCCUCGGCCACGAAUCAGAUGCCUCGCGCAGAUUUUCUCAACACGUCCAUACUGAUGACCGAAGAGGCUUUGCUGAAGCUCUUGAUGCCAGCCACGGCAUGCUUGCCAUGAGCCAAGAGACACCCAGAAACAUCUAUGGCCGCGACCGAUCUUCUGUAGACUCAUAUGGCUUCCCGUCAACUCAUUCGACCAGCUCCUCCGUCUCGUCAUCUGGCGGCUUCGGCUCCUACUAUGGCGACUCCGUCUCUGACUACUCUACUGCCGGCUCAGAUAUCGAGUCUGUUAGCUCGAGAACACUGCCUCGACCUCAGGGCAUGAUGUCCUCCUCAGUCCCUCCUGCACCCCAAUCCAUGAUGGGCCAGUUCAGCUCCAAGGUCUCAUCUAGCACACAGAAGAAGCACAAGUGCAAGGUUUGUGACAAGCGUUUCACACGACCAAGCUCUCUGCAGACUCACAUGUACAGCCACACUGGCGAAAAGCCAUUCGCCUGCGAAGUUGAGGGCUGUGGUCGCCACUUCUCAGUCGUCUCAAACCUUCGACGCCACCGAAAAGUCCACAGAGGCGACGCCCGAUCUGAGGCUGGUUCAGAAGACCACCACUCAGAUUAA